GGAGGAAGCUCCCAUAAAACUGUUGCGUUCAUUGUGCAAACUUUCAGUUUCGUUGGGGCCACGCUGGUGGUUGAUUCGAUAAUACGUUGCAGAGACACAGGUCCCCGAGUGAAGCCUAAAUCGGAACGAACCCCCUACGCCCUCCCACACUAGCAAUGCGUCUGUACUGGAAUUUCUUGGCUGUGGCGAUGCUGCUGCUGGUCGCGACCGCCUCUGGCCUGAGACCGGCGAGGUCCUUCUACCGCAGGAGCUACUACAGCGCACUGGCCCCGGGAUCCGGCCAGGGCUCGGGAUCAGUGCCAGGCCCCAUACGACUGGCGCCCUCCGGCUACCUGCGCUCCGACCUGCAGACCAACGAGAGCAAGCGCCGGGAUGUGACCAAGAAGUAUCCCAAGAAAUCCCACUACAGGCCCUACGGAUCGGAGGAAGAUGACUAUUCCGGAGAGCGCUACAACUCGGCCGAAUACUCAGGAGAGUCGUCGGUCCAAGACAGUCGCGAGUACACCAUCGGCACCCAGAUACGCGUCCAGCAUCCCAUCACCGUCCCCAAAAAGGCCGCCCCCAUCUCCAGCUACGCCAAGCAGCCCAAGUACGUGACCGCCAUUCCAUACAAGAGCGGCGGAGGCUACCCAUCCGAGGGGCACGUGGGAUCUGGUGAGGAUGUGUCCCCACCCAAGCGCUCCAAGUGGACUCCGGUGCAGUACGAGCCAGAGCCAGAUCCAUUCCACCUGGUGCCACCGCCCAAGGGCACGGCCUCCUACAGCAGCAACUCCUACAGAGUCUUCGAGCCGGAUCACGAUGACUACGAGGUGGUGCCCGUGCCCGUGCCGCAGCCCAAGAACCACGACCGCUACAAGAACGUGGCCUCCAAGAAACAGAUCGAAGCCUACAUCGAGGACCAGCAGAAGCUGCUCGAUGACGCCAUAAAGCUGCAGCUGCUCAGCAACCCCAAGCUGCAGAAGUUCCUCAAGGCGCAGGCGCACGAGCACGAGCAGGAGUCCAGGCCCGAUCUCGACAUAGAGGACUUUGAGUCCUACCCGCCACCCAACUUCUCCGGCCCCGGCCCCCUGCGCAGCAAGUACGUCGAGCACCCACCACCUCCGCCGCCCAAGGGCACGCGCUCCCGCCGACGUCCACCCAGCGGAGAUCUGAAACGGGCGCCCAAUUCGAAGCCGUUCAACAAGCCCAAGCGGAAGUACAGAUCAACGGCACUGGUCAUCAACGUGUAGAGAGCUGCGGUAGGGCAGCAGUUAGUCCUAAAGAUACUCUACUCCACGUAGAUUAGUUGUAAUACAUACUUAUAUGUAGGGCUGUACAUAAUAAAAGACCAU
Molecule: messenger RNA, 1331 nt
Organism: Drosophila obscura
Lineage: Eukaryota; Metazoa; Arthropoda; Insecta; Diptera; Drosophilidae
Product: extensin
Exons: 3
Coding region: 156-1229 (357 amino acids)
Source: RefSeq, a predicted model, not a curated record